Molecule: messenger RNA, 1170 nt
Organism: Plasmodium gaboni
Lineage: Eukaryota; Apicomplexa; Aconoidasida; Haemosporida; Plasmodiidae
Product: putative Leu/Phe-tRNA protein transferase
Exons: 1
Coding region: 1-1170 (389 amino acids)
Biological process (GO): protein catabolic process
Cellular component (GO): cytoplasm
Molecular function (GO): leucyl-tRNA--protein transferase activity
Source: RefSeq, a predicted model, not a curated record
AUGAAUAGAAAUGAGUCUGAUAAAAUAAAAUGUAAAAACCAAGCAGAUAUUAAUGAAUGUGUCAAUAAAGAAAACACACAAGAGGAGAAAGAAAAAUUAUGUGACGAGAAAAAAAAAAAUGAUGAGAAAAAAAAUUCUUGUGACGAGAAAAAAAAAAAUGAUGAGAAAAAAAAUUCUUGUGACGAGAAAAAAAAUUCUUGUGAUGAGAAAAAUAAUUCUUGUGAUGAGAAAAAAAAUUCAUGUGAAGAAAAAAAAAAUAAUAUAGCUCUAGAUGACGAUGUAAAUAUAAACAAGAUUGUCGAAAAAAUGUCAAUAGAAGAACCUGAGAUAUUAAAAAAAAUAUUUAAUUUGAUGAAAAAAAAUAGUUGUUUAAAUUAUUAUCCAUUACUUACACCUUAUCAUAAUAUAGAAAAAAUUGUAGAUAUAUUAAUACAAGAAAAUUAUGAAUAUGAAAAUACAUGGACAGUGCAUUGUGAGGCUAGUUUUAUUUGUAGAUUAUUUUAUGAAGGUUUUAUACCUGUAGCUAGUAAACAAAAGAUUUAUAAAAUGGAAAACUCUAAAACUAUUAUGUAUAAAGAAUGUUUAUUAAUACCUAAAAUUCAUUUUAUUAGAUCAUGCAUGCAUCCAAGUGAAAUACAUAUAUCAAAAAAAGUAAAAAAAAAAUGUAAACAUUUUUAUAUAUCUAUUGAUAAAAAUUUUGAAGGAGUUAUGGAAGGAAUAGUAGAAAAGCAUGGAGAAAAUUGGUUAUAUCCCUUUGUUCAAGAAGAAUUUAAAAAAAUUUUUUAUAAACAUGUAACUUAUAAAAAUGUUAAAAUACAUUCUGUUGAAUUAUGGUUUGGUGAUGAAUUAGUUGCAGGAGAAAUUGGAAAUACUGUAGGAUCUGUAUAUACUAGUUUAACAGGAUUCCAAAGAAAAAGUUGUGCAGGUACUAUUCAAUUAUGUGCACUAGCCAAAUUAUUAGAAAUGCAAAAAUUCAAUCUAUGGGAUCUAGGUAUGCUCUUACCAUAUAAAAAAGAUAUAGGAUCUAAAGAAAUAUCUAUGAAAGAAUUCUAUACAAAACAUAGAUUAUUUAAACAUCAACAUGCUGAAUUUAAAACACCUUUUAUGGAUAAACUUAACUGUAGUGUUUUAAUUAAAGGUACAAACCCUCAAUCAUUCAAAGAGGAAUAA